UCAAGAAUCAAGAAUCAAGAAUCAAGAAUCAAGAAACGGAGAUAACGAGCUUCUUCUUAGCUUAAUGGGUUCUUGCUUCAGUUCUUGUGUCAAAGCCGAUAAUCUUUUCCACAAUGGUAAGAGCAGCGAUCUUUACGGUUUAAGCAUAUCUAGCCGAAAAUCUUCGUCCACGGUGGCUGCAGCUCAGAAGACGGAAGGGGAGAUUCUUGAGUCGACUCCAGUCAAGAGCUUCACCUUCAACGAGCUCAAACUCGCCACAAGAAACUUCAGACCAGACAGUGUGAUCGGUGAAGGUGGGUUCGGUUGUGUCUUUAAAGGGUGGUUAGAUGAAACCAAUCUCACUCCGACAAGACCCGGAACCGGUUUAGUCAUAGCCGUUAAAAAGCUUAACCAAGAAGGCUUUCAAGGUCACCGUGAAUGGCUGACAGAGAUUAACUACUUGGGACAGUUGAGUCACCCGAAUCUAGUGAAACUGGUUGGUUAUUGCUUGGAGGAUGAACACCAUCUUCUUGUAUAUGAGUUCAUGCAAAAAGGAAGUCUUGAGAACCAUCUAUUCAGAAGAGGUACAUAUUUUAAGCCGCUCCCAUGGUUUCUACGGGUCAAGGUUGCGCUUGAUGCAGCAAAGGGGCUUGCGUUUCUUCAUAGUGACCCUGUCAAAGUCAUAUAUCGAGACAUCAAGGCCUCCAACAUUUUGCUUGACGCGGACUACAAUGGGAAACUUUCUGACUUUGGGCUAGCUAGGGACGGUCCAACAGGUGAUCGAAGCUAUGUUAGUACAAGGGUUAUGGGUACAUAUGGCUACGCUGCUCCCGAGUAUAUGUCCUCAGGUCACUUAAAUGCAAGAAGUGAUGUGUACAGUUUUGGUGUUGUGCUUUUAGAGAUUUUAACUGGUAAGCAAGCCUUGGACCAUAACAGGCCGGCUAAAGAAGAGAAACUAGUGGAAUGGACUAGACCGUACCUCACAAGCAAACGCAAGGUUCUCCAAGUCGUGGACCCUCGGCUAGACACGCAGUACCUACCCGAAGAGGCAGUGAGACUGGCCAGCAUUGCUGUGCAGUGUCUCUCCAUCGAACCCAAGUCACGUCCGACCAUGGACCAAGUGGUCCGUGCCUUGCAACAACUUCAGGACAAUUUAGGAAAACCUACUCAGCCUGAUCUGGUUAAGGGUGCCAAGAAACAGGGUUCUAAAACCGGAGUGUAGUUACCAGAAACACGGUUUAAAUAAAGACCUUUUAGCAAGCAUUAACCUGGUUAUUUCCGUGAUGGACUGCUGGCCGGCCGGGUACUUGUUAUUUCAAUUGAAUACGGUUAUGGACAAAACCGUGAAGGUCGAGACUAAUAACCUCAGAGAACAUGUGGUUUAGCCUUUAUACUUCCUCGUGUGCUGUGAUAUCGAGUGAAGUAUAUAUGUGGUUACUUUUUCUUGUUGUGUUGCAACCACUUGUAUUUUUGUUCCUCAAAACAUUUGAUGUAGAGAUUUUUAGUAUAUUUCAAGUUUUGGAAUCAACAGUUUUUCAAUGAUAUAGGUCAG
Molecule: messenger RNA, 1531 nt
Organism: Eruca vesicaria subsp. sativa (arugula)
Lineage: Eukaryota; Viridiplantae; Streptophyta; Magnoliopsida; Brassicales; Brassicaceae
Source: the annotation of a GenBank genome assembly